AUGUCGACAAAUAAAACUGAAUUUGACAAUUAUUCAACAAUGAACGAUGUCGAAUAUCUUACGAUGUCAUCAACAUUUACUGGUGAAAAUAUUUAUUCAGCAAAUGUUGAUAUUACUAAUAAUACAUUGACCAAUUUGGAAGAAACUUAUCAACAUUCAUUAUCAAACCAUGAAGUUGAUGAAUUAGUCAAUCAAUUAAGUGCAAUAGAUUAUAAGAAGGAUCCUCUCGAUCAAGAAGAUUCAAAUUCGGAACAUAUUCAAAAUCAUCAUAACGCACAAAUUCGUGAUGAACAGAAUAUAACGGCGGAUAAUUUACAAUCGCCUACUCCACUUUCAUCAGAUUCUGUUACUGAUCGUGAAAAUUCAUCACCAAGUAUCACUCAAGAAUAUCCAUCUGUUCAAUCUCCUACUGAGCUACCUACUGUAACUGUUGAAAAUUGGUCUACCGAUAAAACAUCUCCAGAACGAUCUGCUGCAAUCGAACAAAUUCAAGAAUUAAUACAAAGACUAGCACCAGAAAAUACGACUUAUACAUAUGAUAUUCCUCAUAGUGAAGUUUUACAAAAUGUUCGUCAGAUUAUAACUAUUAUUACGAAUCCACAUGUGUAUGAUUCUCAAAAUGAUUCACAUAUAUUAUCAAAUGAAUAUGUUACAGCUACAGAACCAACACCUUUUUCAUCAAUAACAAAUCAAUAUCAUGAUUACCAAGUUUUCGACUCGAAUGUUAACAGUGAAUCAUCAUUGAUAACUUACGAACACAAUGAUGUAUCAAAUACAUCUCAAUUGAUAAUGGAUGAAAAUGAUGAAUACCUAGAAAUACCUACAGAAGAAAUCAUCCUACCUGAUGAAUAUAAUUCGACUGCAAAUGAUCUUUAUGAAUCAAAUGCUUUACAUGAAGAAUAUAUUUAUAAUUAA
Molecule: messenger RNA, 915 nt
Organism: Rotaria sp. Silwood1
Lineage: Eukaryota; Metazoa; Rotifera; Eurotatoria; Philodinida; Philodinidae
Source: the annotation of a GenBank genome assembly